GAGAGAGAAAGAGAGAGAGAGAGGGGCAGGCAGGUGGAAAGGGGGAGGGGUCUGGUGUGGUCCAGACAGUCAGUCCUUGUGUACCUCACACACUCAGCCUCUGCGCAUCAUAUAAGGGAAGCCCGGCUGCCUCUUUCUCCCCCCGCUGGUCUCGCCGCCUGGCAGCUUAGUAAUAACACAGCUCCCAGCACUUUCUCUCGAUUUUCUCUAUCUGCCUGACGCCGGUCGUUUCACUAUUUAACGCACCGCGCCACCGCUACAUGGAAUAUACGGAUCCGCCAGGCGCAUUUAUCCCUCUCCUAUCCGGGAAGAAGCGCACGGUGGAAAACAUUUGAGGACUGAAGAGAACCAGCCGUGCUUCGUGGACGUACGGCGCAUCAUGAGAAUACUACCACUACCAACAAGUGGUAUGCAGCACAGUGCUUCGACUCUCCAAUCAGGCAAAACAGGGUCCUUGAAUUAGAUGCAGACAUGAUGGAACAGAUAGAGAGCCAGGCUGGAUGAAUGGGGUCUGCUGCAGUAGUAGGGAUGACCUGGCAUGGACCGCUGUGUCUAAAUGAAGUGGUUCAGCCAUGCAAUGUUCCUGGAAGGCAGUGAUUCUGCUGGCCUUGGCCUCCAUUGCCAUCCAGUACACGGCCAUCCGGACACUCACCUCCAAGCCUUUUCAGCUGUGCCCGUUGCCCAGCCCCCAGAACUGUGGUCUGGGGGGGCAGGAGACAGAACCUCCCUUUGAGCGCGGAACAGCGGGCGGUGGAGGCUGCGAUGACUACCCUUACUUUUCCAUCAAUGCCACACGUAAAACACACAUACUGGUCCUGGCUACCACACGUAGCGGCUCCUCCUUUGUUGGCCAGCUGCUCAACCAGCACCAGGAGGUGUUCUACCUGUUUGAGCCUCUUUAUCAUGUGCAGACCACACUGAUUCCUCGUCUGUCGCACAGCCGCAAUGCUGCGGACCGGCGCGUGAUGUUGGGCGCCAGUCGGGACCUCCUGCGCAGCCUGUACGGCUGUGACCUCUAUUUCCUAGAGAGCUAUAUCAAACCGACGCCCACCAACCACACCACGGACAAACUGUUCCGCCGUGGUGCCAGUCGAGCAUUGUGCCAGCAACCUGUCUGUGAUGCCUUUGGCCCCGCCGACGUUAAUGUGGAGGAAGGGGACUGUGUUAAAAAAUGCGCGGCUCUAAAUAUGACUUUAGCAACGGAGGCGUGCCGCGAGAAGCGACACGUGGCAAUCAAAAUCGUCCGGGUGCCGGAGAUCGGAGAUCUGCGUGCUUUGGUUGAAGACCCACGGCUGAAUAUCAAAGUGAUUCAACUCGUCAGAGACCCGCGUGGUAUCCUGUCAUCACGGAUUGAGACAUUCAGGGAUACAUAUCGACUGUGGCGUAUUUGGAGGGCCACAGGGAGGAGGCCCUAUAAUCUAGACUUGAGUCAGCUUACAGUUGUCUGCGAGGACUUUCUCAGUUCUGUUUCAACUGGUCUCAGCCAUCCCUACUGGCUGAAAGGGAAAUACAUGCUGGUUCGAUAUGAGGAUUUGGCUCGAAAUCCGCUUCUUAAGACAAAGGAGAUCUAUGAUUAUCUGGGGCUGCCUAUGGAUAAAAACGUGGAAGACUGGAUACAUGCAAACACUCGAGGCAGCAAUGAGCCUUCAGCAAAACACAAGUUCGGUACAGUGAGGGACUCGGCAGCUAAUGCAGAGAGUUGGCGCCUGAAAUUGUCUUAUGACAUGGUAGAAUACACACAGACUGUGUGUCAAAAAGUACUUCACCAGCUGGGAUACAAGGCUGUGAAAUCGGUAGAGCAACUUAAAAAUAUGUCCCUCUCACUGGUACAGGACAAAACUUUUGUACCUUUUUUGUAACAAAGAUAGUUCUCUAAUGACUAUUUUUGAUAUAUUUAUAAUUGUUGCCUUAUAGGUUCCCAAGUUGGUUUCAUUUCUGUCAUUUUGUUUCUUGAAAUUUGCACUAAAGAUUUUGAAUGCACCAAGGGGACUGCGGAUGAUUCCCCAAUGUUACAGAACAGCACAUUUUAAACACAAAGUAAUCAAACAGGAUAGUUUACAAAUGUCUUAUUAUUCCUUUUUUUUAUUUUCCAGGAAUAGAACUAGUUCUAGGCAGUGUCUUCAUUCAUUUCCUGUAUGCAAAAUGUAGUUUCAACAAAAGGUUGUUUCUCUGUAGUAACGUGGGAGCUACAGGAGGAGUUCGGUAAAGCAGACAUAUUGUUUUUUGUUUGUCUGUCUGUCUGUUUUGUUUUAGACCUGGGAUGGCAAAAUUUGACUGUACAAGCCCUACUGUGCAAUAAAUAGUGAAUUCACAGUCAACCUUUACCACUAUGGCAUUUCUAUCCAUGUGGGAAGAGGAGAGAUACUUCUGACAGAUGCCACGCUUGCAAAGGAUAAUUGCAGACAAUUAAUAGGCUCUCAAGUUAAAGGGACAGAAUCCCAUCGGAGGUCACAUGCGUUUCAUCAGAGGAUUUACAACCAUCUGUGAUAAACAAACACACACUAAUGUGAGGUAAUGCUGAAUUCUUCAUUUCUGUGGGUAGUCGCAGAAUACAUGGGAAUGUUUUUAAGAUAAUUCCAACAUUUAAAAUAAAUAUAUAUAUAUAAAUAUAUAUAAAUGGAUGUAGACAUUAUUCCAAUCCAAGCAGACACUGACAUGAAGCGUUCUGAUGGAGGACCUCUGUUCCUCGGUUUCAUUUAUCACUUUGUUUUAACUUGUGGAGUACGUUUAUUUUAAAUUGUGUGAAAUUGAAAACAGCCCUUUCUGUCUUCAAUUAAACUGCUUAUGGCAAUAUGUGUAGUUUAAGUAAUCAUUUAUCAGUCAUCAGUACAUUUACACUGAAAACAUGCAGGAGCAAAAAAAAAAAAAGACUUAAUGGCCCGUGUUGCAGCUUUUCUCAUAGAGGAAGGAUUAAUAACUGAGGAAGAUAUGUUGUUUAUUUUCUUUUUUCAAACAGGAUGUAUGCAACACAGAUACUUUUUCAAAAUAUAUCUACGUUAGAUCAUGUUCACAGAGUAUUACCGUAAUGGCUACGCAUAAUCUGGAUAAAUGCUUUGAUCAUCAUAGUAGGGAGCUGACGUGCUGUUUCAACCAGGGGAAGUUACGUACUGAGGGUCAAAGUUGAAACAUAAUACACCACAGUCACGUCAACUCAUGCCUCGUUUACUGGUGAGUCUCCAAAGCACUGAAUGUGUGAAUCAUGUGAUUUAUUUUUAUUUAUUUAUUUAGUUACUUUCUUUUAAUCCAGUUAUGUGACAUUCCCAAACUCAAGCACACAAUACAAUAAAUGAAUAACUGGUAGUAAUACGUGAUGUUAAAGGUUGUGAGGUAUUUGACGCUGAGGGAGGUUUUGGUUGUUACUGCUGCAAAAAUAAAUAUGGAUUUAAAAUUGGCACAAACAGCUGUGUUUUAGCAAACAUUCCCACGGUUGGUGAGCAUUUCAAACUGUGUUUACCGGCUUAUGUCUUCUCAGUUAGUGCGCAAAUGCAGCGAUGAUUUGACACUUUGCAUUUAAAAAAAAAACAAAAAAAAAACGUAUGUGGCUGCAUGUAGCCAUGUAAAAUGUCGGUUGGGGCUGUGUGGCACGGAAAUUUGUAAAGCGUGUGUGGGUAGCAGGCAAAAAUAUUCAAAGUGAACACCUUUCUAAAUGAAAACGUUAAACUUAGCAAAUUUAAUAUGAUGUUGCAUUUACACUUGGCCCACACACCGAAACGAGUCGGACUAUUUUUAGACAGUGUGAGAAUAAUUACUGUUGCAGCUUCAUUGCAAAAAUGUCACAGAAUAAAUUAAUAAUUGCACUCUGAAAUACAAAAAAACAUGGAAUUCUAAUGUUUUCCUUUCCGGCCAUAAGGCUGUAGAGGCUUUAACCUGAUUCAAGGAAUGUGUAACAAUGCUGUGCAUGUAUUAAAUGUGCAGGAAUACAUAGAGUAAUGUCAGACCCUUACAUUGAUCUUGAUGUCGAAUAUAUUUUGUCUGUUGCCUUUUUUGUUUAUAACAAACCUGAAUUCAGACCUUUUUUUCCUUUUUCAUGAUGCGUAACUGUGCAGUCAAGACACUCAUUUAUUUGCAUGCAAUGACCACUUGUUUACCCAUAAGAUAUAAACCCCGUGAAUGGAGCAUCACACACUCUGGCUCAUCAGUAUUGGUGACCGGAUGUCCAUUGAGAUGCAGAGCACAAACCUUUGAUCCUCCUCUGUGCCGAGACUGGAGGCAAACUCUCUUCUCUCUCUCUCUCUCUCUCUCUCUCUCCCCUCUGCCCCCCCCCCCCACCCUCUGCCUGUGCUUUCUCCAUCAUCCACCUCCUUCUUUCUUACAGGGAGAUCUCAGGGGAUUGCUCCUCUGCUCCAGUGCUCACUCUCUGUUUUUCACUUUACCUCUGAAUCUUCUGGAUGUGCUUGGCAUACUUUUAAUUUAAAACGUUAAAACUGGGAACGGCUGCAAAGCUGUUUUUUUUUUUUUUUGGUGCGUUUCUAUUGAGCAAUUAAAGCAAUAGACUUACAUUUCAGGAGGUAGGCUUUCUGUCUGAGAGCGAGAAGAGACGACAGAUACCUCUCUCGUGCUGAAUAUGAAGCUGCGGGCGGCAGCCGGCGGAAAUGUGGACAGAGGCUGCCUGGGUCUGUCAGACGGGAACACGACAACCAGUACAUCUAAAGCUCACAGAUUAACGUGGUAUAUUAAGCCUUAACUGAAGCAUAAAAAUAUUAGUUUGCCAUUUGAAAAGGCAGUUAUGAGCCAGGCUAGUCUUGGCUCAUUUUCCCCUAUGGCCACAUUGUUAAGAUAUAGCAACAGCUUUCAGUUUUCAACCUGUCCUUAGUGCCAGUAUCUUCCUCUUAAUGGCCUUUAAAGGAUUCAAGAAUGUGCAAUCAUCGGAAAAGUAAAGCAGAGUUGUUUUUUUUCCCGUCAUUUGUUAAAAAAAAAAAAAAAAGAAAGAACAAACAUCGUUGGACAGUUCGUCAAUAGCCUCACAGCUGAGCAAUAUCUACCUGAGCACAUGUCUAAGCUGAAGCUCUCAAUUAAAAUCAACACAGCUCCUUGUUUCUAAAGCGGGACUAUGACAGUUUGCCGGUAAUGCUGCACUCCCUUCACAUGCCUGACCCCCACACGCAGCUUGCAGCCUGCUUCCCAUGUGUCGGCGUGUCUCUGGGCCCUCGCCGAGCCCCCUCGUGUUGCUUAUUAUGUCCCAGGGCUGAACAUAUGGCUCACAAGCCCCUGGAAGAAAUAGCAGAAAAUCCCUCCCUCUCCAUGUCUCCCUCUCUCUCUCUUUUCUUCUUAUCCUCCCAUAAUGUGACCUUAAUAAUGUGGCCCAAUGCGACUGCAUGACAGAGCAGAAAGAUAUUUGCUUCUUUGCGGCCACUGUUUACCGAGCCGUGCUGACAGAAUGUCCCGGUAGCCGCUUGAGCGAGAGCCGCCGAAAGAGAAUAUUCUUGAAGUCCGUGCAGGAAUAAAGGAAUAAAUUCUUACGAACGAGUGUCUGACAUGAAAGCCCACUGCACGCGCACCUUGCUUUUGUCUUGGGUCGCGUGGAUCUGUGAGCGCGCGCGCGCGUCGCUUGUUUCCUGCUCUGCCACUCAGCAGGAUGUAGUCCGACUGUGAAGUGAAUGUCACUGAACUGAGCGAAACGCAUGAAUCGUGGCAUUUAAACAUGCGCCACUGUUGCCGAGCUGAGCGCCGGAUGUGCAUUCCCGCGUCCUGACGAGCACACGUCACCUCUGACCCCUCAACACAGUCCCCUCUUGUGGAUGAUUUGUCUCGGUGUUCGACUCUGCAUCUGAUCAGCGCGCAUGAUUCAAUCAGUCGUUGCUCAGGUGACUGCUCGUGUAUUUUUUUUUCUCCCCUUUUCAGCAGAGAGCAGCAAUCAAAACUAUUCAUGUGAAAAUCACAAGAUCCCUUUCUUCAACUUUUCUGCACUGGUUGUCCAAGUUGUCAUUUGAUUGCUGGUAAAAAAAAAAAAAAAAAAAUAAGGCAGCUGGGGGUCGGCCAGCUGGGCUUUACUAGAAGUGAUAUGAGCAGCUUAAUUGAAGCUGUCAGCAGGUCAGCGUAACAGAGGCGUAGCAACCGGGUCAUUAUGUAGUUAGAGAUCCACAGCACUGUGCUAGGUUUAUUGGGCUGAGCAAAAUGAAACACUCUGUGUUAUUUGAAAAUGGGAACAGUUCAUACUUUUGGCUGGAAUUAAUUAAAAUGCUAACUUUAAGUGAUAUCUAUGACGUUAGAUCGCGAUAUAAUUUGGCAUCUGUCAGUGUUUUGUUGCUGGGUACAUUUGAUGUUUUGCACGAAGCAUGCUCCUGAAAUUACCAUGGCAUAUCUCAACUUGUAUUACUGUUGAAUACAUUACUUUUCAUGCUAUUUUUUUAAUACUCAAGAUUUAAUAUAUUAAAACCUUAAUUCUC
This is a messenger RNA of Mugil cephalus (flathead mullet), 6386 nucleotides long. It is a transcript of the gene chst1, whose product is annotated as carbohydrate (keratan sulfate Gal-6) sulfotransferase 1. The record is from RefSeq and is a predicted model, not a curated record. Gene Ontology annotation, molecular function: keratan sulfotransferase activity; N-acetylglucosamine 6-O-sulfotransferase activity. Bases 573 to 1859 code for a protein of 428 amino acids. Gene Ontology annotation, cellular component: Golgi membrane. Gene Ontology annotation, biological process: keratan sulfate proteoglycan metabolic process; N-acetylglucosamine metabolic process; carbohydrate metabolic process. NCBI's taxonomy places the organism in Eukaryota, Metazoa, Chordata, Actinopteri, Mugiliformes, Mugilidae. The transcript has 3 exons.